AUGACAACCGCACAAUCCCCGUCUCAGGACGGUUACAUGCCCAACGACCAGUCACACCUGAGCCGCGGAUUCAGUCUGGGCUCUGGUUCGCGACCAAACUCAUACAUCGCCAAUUCCAUCGUGCCCUCCGAUUUUGCCGUCUCCCAACCAACGCAUAUCACCGAGCCCUCCACUUUGCCUUAUACGUCACGCUUUAACGAGGACAUGGACGGUAGUCGCCGAAGCUCUGCUGUCAUUGACGGCUUUCCAACCGGAGCAAGUGGCUUGCAGCGAAGCGAUUCGCAAGCGUCUCAUACCAGCGCCGCCCCUUCUAGAAGUGGCACCCUAAAAAAGAAGCCAUCCCUAAGCAGAAAAGGCAGUCUCAAGCGAACCGGUAGCAGGCGCAGCAUGCGCGCAGGUAGUGUAAGAAGUAUGAAUCUUGGCGAAAAAGAGAAAUACGGUGACGAAGAACCUGGGAGCGCUUUCUACGUGCCAAUCCCCACCACUGGCAACCCUACGGAUGAGCUAGCAGCCCGUUUUCAAUCCUGGCGCAAAGUCCUUAAGGAUCUGGUCGUAUUCUUCAAAGACAUACAAAAGUCUUACGAGACAAGGGCCAAGUUGCUACUCUCAGCCGGAAACCUCGUUAACAAUAUGACCCUUCCUCCGACCUUUCUGGAGUCUGGUGGUCUAGCUGAUGCGACGGAGAUAUUGCGUGAUUAUCACAAGCAGGGUGUCGCUGAAGCCAAUAAAGCCCGAGAGGUGGAAACCGAGGUGAUCCUUCAGUUGACUGGCCUGAGAAGUGAUCUUCAACAGAAAACGAAGGAGAUCAAGAGCUUGUCGGGUGAUUUUAAGAAUAGCGUCGAUAAGGAAGUUGAGAACACGCGCAAAUCUGUGCGCAACUUGCAAGAAACAUUGGGCUUGGUCGAUGUUGAUCCAUCUGCUACCUCUGGCAAACACGACCCAUUCAUUCUCAGGUUGCAGGUCGACAAGCAGCUUGAGAAACAGAUCGAAGAAGAGAACUACUUGCAUAGGGCGUACCUGAACCUCGAGCACUCUGGGCGUGAGCUUGAGUCAAUCGUUGUCGGCGAAAUUCAGAAGGCCUACAAUGCUUACGCCAGUAUUUUGAAACGGGACGCGGAUGAAGCUUACGACACCGUAGAGAAGCUUCGAGCUGGCCCUAUUUCUAUGCCCAAAGAUCACGAAUGGAACAACUUUAUUUCGGAGAGUGACCAACUGGUCGACCCUCGAGUUCCAGUUCGAAGCAUCCAAAGUAUCACUUACCCCGGAAAAGAUCAUCCCGCAGCAGCUGAAGUUCGUUCCGGCAUGCUUGAACGCAAGAGCAAGUAUCUCAAGAGCUAUACUCCAGGAUGGUACGUGUUGUCUCCAACACAUCUCCACGAAUUCAAAUCGGCCGAUAGAAUAGCUUCCCAGACGCCCAUUAUGUCCCUAUAUCUACCAGAGCAGAAGCUUGGGUCACGCUCCCAACCCGAUUCCACGUCUCACAAAUUCAUGCUCAAAGGACGACAGACCGGCGCCAUGCAUCGCGGCCAUGCUUGGGUAUUCCGGGCUGAAUCCCAUGACACAAUGCUGGCCUGGUUUGACGACAUUGCAAAUCUAAUCGGAAGGACGGGGGAGGCUCGCAACGCAUUUGUUAGACGCCAUGUCCGAAGUCUAAGCGGCAAUAGCUUCAGAGAAAGUUCGAUCAGCAGCGACGGUGUGAUGGAUGAGGAUGAAGCCGAUCAAACUCCGUACUCGAGUCAAUCAGCUGUUCUUCGACGGGCGCCUUCAGGGGCAGCGGUAACACCGGCACAGCGCCCUCAACCAGGUGGGCGUUUCCCAAGUGAUAUACAAAUCGACCGCAACUUACAGGCCACCUUGUCACGUUCUAGUGGAGAGAGUAAUGGCGACCGAGAAGGUUUAGCGGAUGGGGAAGGAACCCCAUUUGACCAGAGUCAACCAAUAUCGCAAGACCCGAAUGACCCUACACAACACCAAUUACCCUAUCGAUCGAACAAUGAACACGAAACAUAUGCCGGAGAAUGGAUAGCCGCAUCCUCUCCAAGCGACCGCGACCCCAGUCGUACACAAGAACACGUAUCGGAGCUAUCAAGCCAACAAGAACCUCAACUCGUAUCCCCUUCCCACGCCCCGAUUAUCGUCAACAAUGAAGCGCAACACACAGAGCAGGGCAAUACGAACGUUGACCCAAAUUCCGCCAAUUCGCCUACGCCUUUCGUAUACGCCGGCGUAGGACCGAAUAUUUCGGAUGUCUCUGAGCUUCAGAGGCAAGAGUCUCAACACUCGAGACAGACACAUUCUACUUAUUCAUUAUCUGCCUCAACUCCAACGACCACGACAUCACCCGUUUCUGAGAGCAAUGCUGCCACACGCCCCGGGGCACAAUCGAAAGAGAGCGCUUCCACCAUUGACUUGCUCAAUAUGCCUGGCAAAUAUCCUCGUACUAUGACUGGCUAA
This is a messenger RNA of Talaromyces rugulosus, 2454 nucleotides long. RefSeq lists its product as uncharacterized. NCBI's taxonomy places the organism in Eukaryota, Fungi, Ascomycota, Eurotiomycetes, Eurotiales, Trichocomaceae. The transcript is spliced from 4 exons. The record is from RefSeq and is a predicted model, not a curated record. Bases 1 to 2454 code for a protein of 817 amino acids.